Messenger RNA from Folsomia candida, 2254 nucleotides. Its product is annotated as histidine triad nucleotide-binding protein 3. The record is from RefSeq and is a predicted model, not a curated record. Bases 853 to 1458 code for a protein of 201 amino acids. Lineage: Eukaryota; Metazoa; Arthropoda; Collembola; Entomobryomorpha; Isotomidae. The transcript is spliced from 9 exons. Gene Ontology annotation, molecular function: catalytic activity.
UGAGCAUACAUGACCCAAGUUUUCUUACAUAAAAAAGGUUCUUGUAAUUCUCCUGCGUACAAUACUUAUAUAUACAUAUGCAAGUGUAGGCAUAGGAUGGUUCCAAAAACUAUAGGGAAUGUGAUGUUCACGUGAACUCAUUGAAAAGUGGUAGAAAUUAAAGUAUUUGGUUCUAAAGUACGACUGAGUGCUAAGUGAGUGAAAGCAAGUCGAAAAGUCAGAGAAUAAUACAGGAAACCCCGAAAUCCACUUCGGGACACCACUUAUACUACUCCCAAAAAACUCAGUCUCACUUUCUCCACCGGCAAAAGUCGGAGAAAGUCGAAGGAAGACCAUCCCUAACCACCCUCGCUGCGUAACAACCAUUACCACCAAAAAUUACCCCUUUGCGUACGUCCAUAAAUUUCAAGAAUUAACUGGAUUCCUCUUUCUGAAGUUACACACAUACUUGAUUUCUGAUAAGCGUUAGGGUCAAAAAUGUGUCUAUUGAAACAAAAAUGACGUCGUAACUGGGAGAGGACCCAUUUUAUUUUAGAGUCUGUGUCACGGUCAGCCACUCCACUCCUUCCAGUCAAUCGGUGCAUUUGUCCCGAUUUAGUCAAUUUGUUCGCAACACUUAUUCCUGUCCUGUUGGUAAUGCAAAUUAGCCCUCAGAUUUUCUUCUUGUUGGACUCUGUCCUUCUAUGCAGGCAUCAACCUUCUAGUGCUUAAAUAUACAAUUUUCUGGGCGUAUUACGGUUCAUCUGCUGGGACAUCCUUGACUGCAUUGCGACAGAUUUGCGUGGUUUCCGGGAUCGGUUAAUUAUAAAAACCUAACAACCUCUUUUAACAACCUGCAAACAUCUUUACAUCAUGUUGAACUCCAUCAAAGGGCAUAUGCCCAACAUUCCCAGUAUUCCGAGCAUCCCGUCUAUGCCCAAAGGCCUACCCAGUAUCCCGACGAAAGCUGACUUCAUGGGACCGGUAGAUCGUGACAAGUGUACGUUCUGCCGCAUCUUCGAUGGCAAGGAGAGCAAUCCUAUUAUAUUCCAGGAUGAAGAGAUUGUAGUUUUUGAGGACAUCAAGCCAGCAACAAAACACCACUUUCUCGUGGUUACCAAUGAGCAUAUUCGAGAUGCCAAAGCGAUGGUAUCAUCGCAAAUUCGGAUUUUGGACCGAAUGAUUGAAGUUGCUAAUCAGGUUUUAGCAGAAAAGUUAAAUCAAGAUGCAGGAAUUGGCGAUCCAACUCAAGUGCAGCGACUUUUGGGAUUUCAUUGGCCUCCAUUUCACAUGGUAAAUCAUCUUCAUCUUCAUGUCUUAGCUCCUGCAGAUCAAAUGGGAUUUUUUGCCAGGAAUAUGUUUCGGCCUAACAGCAUGUGGUUUGUUAGCCCGGAUUAUGUUCGGGACCGAUUAAUGCAGAUGAAGAGCACUGAGGAGGCAGGUGCAGGAAAUGCGAUAAACUCGCAACCAGAUCAGUAGAUGCUCUAACUGGUCUGUGAUAUUAAGUAAAAUAAUAUGGUCUCCAGUUCCAUGUAGAAUGUACAGUUCCAAAAAGUUUUCUCGAUGUUGUACCGUAUCAAAAAAACUUAGUCAUUCAUCUUGCAUGCCGUGCGUGAUAUGAUGUCAAUUAUACAAUCACACCUUGAAAUCAAUCAAGUCAAAUAAUUAUAAGAGUUUAUGAGCAAAACCCAAAAAAAUGUAUGUCGUUAUAUUAUACUAAUCCACUGUGGAAUGGACUCCAAUAUGACGUCAGGAAGAGUUGGUCAGAGUGUCAGAAAACGGUAACCACACAUUUAAGAUGGUAUUACAAUACGUGGCGUCGCCUAUAAAAUAUCACUCAUGGCCGGAGGAAGAAAAACCCAACACACACACACACCCCUUGGUCGUCGAUAUGUUAUUAUAUACGUUCCCUUCGUCACCUUCCUUAUCCUUCACCUUAUCAUCACUACCCCUCAGUCAGUAUCUCUCAUCAUCAAAAGUACCUAGACAAAGGAAACUAUGUGACUUGGUGACAAAUAAUUUUGUGUGCCGAGAAUUGUCAUCAGCAAUAAUUAUUUGAUGUUCAUAAAAGAUUAUAUUGUUGUGCGCAUAUGAACUAUUGUACUUAAUCAUCAUCAUAUUUACACAUAGCGUUAUCUAUUUUUUACAUUAUAACCAGUGUCUUUUGUAAGAUUUAAAAUUAUUUGUCACGUGUUCGGGUUAAAGUUAAAUGCGAAAUUAAGUCAGUGUGCAAAAAUAAAUUUAUGAAUAAAGAUAUAAACGGUUGUCUGUGGAA